Strongylocentrotus purpuratus (purple sea urchin) is the source of this 1751-nucleotide messenger RNA. RefSeq names its product lactadherin-like. Gene Ontology annotation, cellular component: membrane. NCBI's taxonomy places the organism in Eukaryota, Metazoa, Echinodermata, Echinoidea, Camarodonta, Strongylocentrotidae. The transcript has 10 exons. Bases 22 to 1671 code for a protein of 549 amino acids. The record is from RefSeq and is a predicted model, not a curated record.
CGCGUGGUGACUGGUUUCGUCAUGUUUGUGUUAAUGUUCAUGAUGUCCAUGAUCCUACUUCAGGGAACAGCUUGUUCCGCUGAACAGCCCUGUCCUAUGAAGAUUGUGUGCCCAGCGAAGACGUUAGAAAGUGGGAAGGUUGUACAAUUAAUCUUAAAGGAGGACAUAAAUUCAGGCAUACCAAGUGUAUUUAAUCUACCCUUCGAGUUACCAAGAUCGUACCACUGUUCCAUACCAGCGUGUUUAUCGAACCCCUGUCAACAUGGAGGAACCUGUGAGGAAACAGAUCAGGGGUUUAACUGUACAUGUCUGGAUGGCUACAAAGGAGACAGAUGCGAAGACGAUCGCUUCAUCCAUUCCUUGAGACUAGUCGGUGGAAGUGAAAGCGAAGGAAGAAUGGUUAUCACAUCUCGUUCUCGCCCUACAACCUACAUGUUAAUCCACCAAAGAAACUGGUCCAGGGACGCUUCCCGGUUAGUCUGCAAGUAUCUAGGAUAUGAAGACGUAUAUGCAACAGUAGGAGGAGAUCUCUACGAGAUGUCGUUCUUAGAUAGAAAUUCUGAGGCUGUGACUGUGAGAUGUCCUGCCAACGUGAUUGACAUUACUAACUGCUGGUACGAGGAGACGACGGCGAUAAACAGUAGGAACGGGAGUGUAGCUGUUGUUUGCUGUACAGUGAACUUGUGCAGCACACCUCGAGGCAGUCCAGUUGGUCUAGAAAGCGGUAAGGUUCCCGACAGUGCUAUUACAGUUUCGAGUGAGUUCGGUCCUGGCGUUAGUAAACAACAUGUCCGUCUUAACAAUCAUUCUGCGUGGGUCCCUGAAGGGGCUGACGAAGACCCCUGGCUUCAGAUCGAAUUCGAUUCCACCUUUGUCAUCACCGCCAUCAUGACGCAAGGCUGGAGUAAUGAUCAGUGGGUGACAUCGUACACAGUUUCAUCCAGUAUGGACGGAGCAUCUUGGACCGACUACCAGGAUAUCAACACCACCACAGUCAAGGUAUUCAUAGGAAACUACCACCCUAAUAGUUCUGUUGUGCACACCAUCUUUCCGCCGGUCAAAUGCCAAUUCUUUCGUAUCCAUCCCAAGACAGCCCAUGAUGGGGUACACCUGGCCCUCAGGCUAGAGCUUACUGGCUAUGGACCUCUCACUGACUUAUUAGCUGCGAUGAACUACGGAGAGGUUAGUUGUUCGCGUCCUAUCCGAGGGGGAAGUAUGGGAGUGGAAGAUGGACGAAUCCCAGACUCUAGUCUCACCUCCUCAUCGAUUUAUGAUUCUCGUUUCCCUGCAUAUAAUGGAAGAUUGAACGGCGGAGCGACGUUACCUGAAAAGGUAGCAUGGAUUGCCAGCGUCGAUGACAUAGAUAAAUGGGUCAAGAUAGAUCUUGGAAAGGCCACCGACGUUACUGGUGUUAUCGUACAAGGCAGAUACGAGUAUUCAUACUGGGUUACGUCUUUCAAGGUAUCCUAUUCGCUGGAUGACGUGAUGUGGACUUUCGCUUUGGAACCACAAUGUAGUGAACAAAAAGUCUACGUGGCAAACUACGUUAACAACAUUCCCGAGACCAUACUGUUCCCUCGACCAAUCACUGCUCGAUACGUCAGAAUACACCUAGUCACGUGGCACAGACUCCCGGCCUUAAGAUAUGAAGUUCUUGGCAUAGUUGAAUAGACUGAAGUUUUACAGCAUGAGGACUUCUUCUGUUGUUUUGUUUGUAUUUUAUAUUAUUAUAAUUAUUAUAAUAAUAAUUA